Molecule: messenger RNA, 975 nt
Organism: Scylla paramamosain (green mud crab)
Lineage: Eukaryota; Metazoa; Arthropoda; Malacostraca; Decapoda; Portunidae
Product: multiple epidermal growth factor-like domains protein 6
Exons: 7
Coding region: 1-975 (324 amino acids)
Source: RefSeq, a predicted model, not a curated record
AUGAACUCUGGCACAGACUGUGCCGAGGGGCGGUGGGGCGAAGGAUGUCGCCAGCAGUGCAAAUGUGCAGGAUCAUCCCUGUGCGACCCGAUGAGUGGGGAGUGUUUCUGUCCCGCGGGACUCAAGGGCAGGAAGUGCCGCAGGGAAUGUCCGAGGGGCAGGUACGGCGUCGACUGUAAGCAGUGUAAAAAUGGUGGGACGUGUGACCGCGUGACUGGCCAGUGUGAGUGUCGCGACAACUACUAUGGCGCCACCUGCUCCCUCACUUGUCCCUCCGCCACUUACGGGCCAGGAUGUAAUCAGACGUGCGAAUGUGAGCAUGGCGGGGUGUGUGAUGCGACAGGGGCGUGCAACUGCCCAGCAGGGUACAGUGGCACGCUUUGCGAGAUCUCCUGCCAGCCCGGUACUAGGGGCCACCGCUGCAGCUCUCAGUGUCGCUGUAAAAACGACGCUGUCUGCCAUCCAGCUACUGGAGAAUGCCAGUGUGGGCUGGGAUGGACAGGACCAUUCUGCGACCAGGCGUCCGAUCCAGGCAUGUAUGGACCUGACUGCCGCAUGGACUGUGCCUGUCACCACAAUGUUUCUUGCGACCGCUUCUCUGGCUGCUGCGAGUGUGGUCCCGGCAGAUACGGGCGUUAUUGCGAGUUAGGGUUCUAUGGGGCGUAUUGCACUAGUGUGUGUGACUGCCGCAACGGUGCCACGUGUGACCCUAAGACUGGCCAGUGCCGCUGUCCCCCGGGUUUUAUGGGUGACACUUGUGGAGAAAUGUGUCCACAAGCAUGUGUGGAGGGCAAAUAUGGUCCCGGUUGUCAGCAAGUGUGUGAAUGUUACCAUGGCGGCAGCUGCCAUCCCGCCACUGGCCACUGUUCUUGUACCCCGGGUUGGCUGGGACCCACCUGCCGCGAGGAGGAUGUCUCCUACGUGACGACCAGCGACCAGCGUGGCCGAGCAGACAUCCCAGUGGAGCUGAGCUGA